AUGCUGUCGGAAGAGCGUUUGGAGUCGCUUCUGAAAAGUGUGAAGCUACGCGCCAAAAAGUUUCAACAAGAAGUUACCAAUGCCUAUACAUAUGCUAUUCAAGUCUAUACCGAUGCCAUUGAAUCCGAAACUUUUGCUACCUAUGGUCAACUUAUUCUUCCACUUGCAGUUCUUGUAUCUGUAGUACUCACUAUUCUUAUUUGCAGUGUUAUAUGGAAAAUAUUAUACUACACAAAGUUUUUACAAGUUUUGGGUUGGCUGUUUGGAGAGAUGUUGUGGGUGAUCCUUUCCUGGGGUCUCGUCGCAGUUCUCUGCUAUUUUGCCCUCAACCAUCUUGGAUCCACCGGUGACACUGCCAAUACUUCUUCCACAUUUGGCGGUCUGAAUGCCGGAAAAGAUGCGAAAAACGGAACCCUUGGCUCAAGCGGCGAAUGGUCGAACGAAAUAGUUUCAUGGCUUUACUCUAACUUCCAUAAAGUUCCAGCUCCAAUGGAUGCGUGGAUCAAAUCUUUGAAUGAGGCUGCAAAAAAAGUGACAUCUCCGACGAAGUGUGAAGUGCUUUUCGAAGGAUUCGGCGAUCAUAGUGAUGUAUUACAACCACCAAAGAUUAGUAAUGUUCGAGUAGAACACGGACCUAGAGAUCAUCUGACCGUCCGCUCCAACAUUCAUCUGCCGUGUGUUAAACUGCGGUUGGUUUCAUCACAACGAACACCCGAGAGAAUGAUUGUCUCGAAUUACGACGUUUUGAUUGUGGAUUUAAGAGGAGAAGUUGAAUGUCGAAUGGCUUGUAUUGCAAAUCAGUUGUACCUGAUGGGAUGUUUCAGUGGACGACCGGAAAUGGAUAUUGAGUUGAGAAACACCGAUCCAAGUGCUCAAUUUCAAGUAUCUAUGCCUAUGGUUGAGGAAAGUAUCAGAAGAUGUUUAUUGUCUGCUGUUACUAACAUCAAUUUGUCUGAAGAACUUCCAGAAGAGAGAAACACAUUUGCUGAUACAUUCAGUAGAACCAUUUACAAUCCACCAACCCACUCACCAGCCGGAACUAUGCGCAACUCUUACAAUAAUUACGAAAAUAAUCUUCAUGUCGACUCUUAUGGUACCCACUCCUCUCACAGAAGCAAUAGUCCAUCCGGAGAUGUUCCCGAGAUGUUCAAAAAGCUUAACGAAUCACAUUUGAUAAGCCCAACCUACAACACCAACUCAAUUCCUAACAAGAUGAGAAUCAAGGUUAUCAAAGCAAACCGUCUUGGGAAGGAAGUCUCACAACCAUUCGUGAAUGUUGAAAUGGAUGAACCAGCUCAAAAAUACUCGACAACUAAAGGAAUCAAUGCUAAUCCGUAUUGGGAGGAAACAUUCGAUUUCGACUUGACUCCAGCCACCGAAGAAAUUCUGUUUGAAAUCUAUGAAGGAAAUGACAAAUUCCAUAUGAGUGACGAUGAUGGAUUCCUUGGUUUAGCUAUUGUGAACUUUGAAGAAAUCAGAAGAAGUGGAGAAACGGUUCACUCACUCAAACUUCAAGGAAGACCAUACAGAAAAGAUGCAAUUUCUGGAGAUCUCACCGUCCAGUUUGAUUUCUACUACGAUCCAAACUUGUUGACUGCUGGAAAGUUGACAGACACCGUGAAAGUCACUAAUCCAAAUGGAUCGGAAUUCCGUGAAACCCUCACUACUCAUAGAAGACCUAUCUAUGACCCACAUGAUAACUUCGAUGGCCACGAGCCAAUCAUUCCUUCAAAGACUACAACCGUGACAGUCAAGACUGUGUCACAGACAUUGAAGGAGAGACCCACUAUCCAGUCUGUCCAUGGGUCACUAGAGAAUGCUGUCGACCCAGCAACCCAAAAGAUUCUUGACCAACAAUUCAAAAACCACAACGACCCCAAAACCAGAGAGCUUGAAGCAAAACUUCAGUCAGUUGCUCAAAGCAUGUCCACAUCCAGCACAUUGGACAGACCAUCAAAGAAUGGAAACAACGGUCAACACUACCGUGAUCAUACUGCACCACCAGAGUUCCAUGAAGAGUUGGAUGUCAGACAGAGCAGAGACAAAACGAAGAAAGCUCCAGUUGAGAAAAGAGAUCGUUCUUUCUUUGGUGAACUCAGAGAUAGAUUGAGUGGCAGAAGAGGAAGAAGUCAGAAAAGAUCCAAAUCUGUGGACAUUGAAAACAAUCAAAUGUUGGAAGAGGCAGUUUCUCUUCCACCUUCUCGUGAUCCAAGCAGAACUAGAUAUACAGUUUCUAAUAAUGAUAAAUAUCGUGAGACCCAUUCAGUUGGUGGAAGGAGCGGAGAAUCUACAAAAAGCUUGUAUCAACAUAGUACUCUUAUUUUGGAAUUAGACCAUGAUAAGCAAGCAAAAUACUUCUUGAUCCCUCCAGCAAUGCUCAAUGAGCCAGCCGCUUCCCGUUUGAUGAGAAAAGGCAAGAAACUGCACAUCUACAAUGAUCACACAUUUGUCGCCGUUAAAGUGAAAGGCGGAGCUACGUGCAACGUCUGUCAACAGAGGAUUCGAAGCAGCUUCUCAAAACAAGCUUAUCAAUGUAGAGAUUGCAAAAUGGUAUGUCACAAGACCUGUCAUUAUAAAACCGAUGCCUUCUGCACACAGAGUACCGUGUCUAAGCUACAAAUAGCGAAGGAUGUCGAUUGGGCUCAUUUUCUUAGUCAUUACCAAUUGGAGGAGUUCAUUUCCAGCGAAGGGCUCUAA
Molecule: messenger RNA, 2697 nt
Organism: Caenorhabditis remanei
Lineage: Eukaryota; Metazoa; Nematoda; Chromadorea; Rhabditida; Rhabditidae
Exons: 17
Coding region: 1-2697 (898 amino acids)
Source: RefSeq, a predicted model, not a curated record